AUGAGAUUCAGCCUCGUGGGCUUCGCUCUGGUUCUGCCUUUGUCCAGAGCAUGGUACGACACCGGGCAUAUGCUCGUGGCUCACAUUGCCAAGAUGCAGUUGAAGCCGGAAGAAGUGCAGAAAGUGGACAGGCUUCUCGCAACCUGGGGCCAUGCCUUUCCUGGCAUGUCAGAGUUUGUGAGCGGCUCUGUCUGGGCGGAUCACAUCAAAUGCAUCAGCAACGAGACGCUUCUUUGCCGUGGUCUACCCACCACCGGGCUCAAUGAGUUUGAUGCUUGGCACUUCGUGGAUCUGGACUAUAGCCCAGAUAACGUCACGAUAGCCGGGGAGAGCGCUUCCCGCGCAUUUGCGAAUCCGUCAGCCGUUUGGGCUCUCGCGGAGGCCCUGCGAACAUUUUACACCUCGCAGUCCUUCUUUGCAAUCAACCUCAUGCUGCGCUUUGCUCUCCACAUCGUCGGAGAUGUGCAUCAGCCUUUGCAUGCUGCGCAGGGAGUUUUUCGCGAUGCGCGCUUCGGAGAUGUUGCUGGCGACCGUGGUGGAAAUCUCAUCAGGAUCCACUCAAACUGGAGCACCCUGACGAACCUUCACUUGCUCUGGGAUGCGGCAGGAGGCCUCUAUCUGGACGAAUGGCCAUACACUCCUUCACAAGCUGAAGAGCUCGAAAGGAAUGCUUCCAAACUGGCAGGAGACUUUCCAAAGAGCAGUUUCGAGGAAUACGUGCCCGAAGACAUGUCGUGCUACUUCAUUCCGAGCGAUUGCACGAAGGUCUUCAUUCGCUGGGCCCGGGAAGUGCAUCUUCUUGCCGUGCAGGACGCAUACGUCGGUGUACGUGCCGGCGGAAACGUCUCGGAUGCCUACAUUGCCAAGGUUCGGCAGGUGUCAAGACGCCAGCUUGCGUUGGCUGGAUAUCGCUUGGCAGACUUCCUCAGAGCCGUCCUUCCUAGCUUGCCGUCGCCGCCGGCGGCAGCACCACGAGUGUUUUCAGCAGAGCAGCCCAUGGGCUCAAUCUCGAACCAGGCCCUUCUGCUGAUCUGUGGACUCCAGUCUGCAGCGCUCGCAGCCAUCGCAGUGCGGCAGUUGUUGAGGUGCAGGAAUCGGUGUGCCGGCCAACACGACGAGCGAGACAGCCCGUUGCUGGUCUGA
This is a messenger RNA of Symbiodinium natans, 1143 nucleotides long. The record is from the annotation of a GenBank genome assembly. Lineage: Eukaryota; Dinophyceae; Suessiales; Symbiodiniaceae.